AUUUUGAAAUGUCGCUUCAUUGUGGAAUUCUGGCGCUCGAGUUCAAGCGUCGGUUAAACAACUGAGUUUUGUUUUGAUGUGCUUUGUCUUUAUGUGUGUUUUAUUUUAAUGCGUGCUGUCUAAAACAUUAUAAAACAUCAUUAUGUUGAAGAGAAGAAGCAGCUCGAGUAGCGGGAAAAGCAUCAAAUCUCGCCGCAGCAGCUGUAGCACUGUCGCAUUUGAUGAAUUUGGCUUUGCACUCAGUAAGAAAAGAGACAGGAAGCUUCUUCACAGAUGUCACGAAUACAGCUACCCUCAGCCCAAUCCGGUUAAAGUGAAGGAGUUGUGUGAAUUUCUCAGCUACUGGAAUGGAUCCAGCUUCAUCUGCAGAAGUCAGAUCGAGAGGUUUAUUCGUAUCGGCAUUCCUCCGGCUAUACGCGGAAGAGUUUGGAAAUGUCUUUUAAACAUAGACAGUCUCAAAGCAGCCAGCUCAUUUGAUUAUGAGGGAUGUCAGGCUGAAAUUCGCAGGCCUCUGGUUGAUCUUGGAGUUAGUGAGUACAGUAUCAUUUCUACCAUAGACUCACUGGUGGAUACGGAAAAUGAAAUCAGCAGCGGUUCAGGUUUUCCCAGCCCUGACCUGACCCUCUUCAAACAGAUCGCCCUUGAUCUACGAAGGUCAUUUCCAACCCAUCGUACUCUAAUGGGAGAUCGUCCUGAGGCUAUAGAGGGCCAGGCCAAACUCUUUAGGGUUCUUACCGCAUAUGCCAGAUAUAAUCCCCAGAUCGGAUAUGUCCAAGGGAUGUCCUACAUAGCUGCAGUUCUCCUGAUGAUCCUGUCUGAAGAAGAGGCUUUCUGGGCUAUGGUAGCUCUGCUAGAAAAGCAAAAGUAUCUGUCAGAGCUUUUUGAUUCUUCUGUGAAGAAGAUAGAACAUCAAGCUUUGGUUUUUCAUCAGCUCCUGAAGCACAGAACACCUCUACUCUUUCAACAUUUGGAGACUCUUGGAGUGUCUUCUCUGCAUUUUAUCAUGCAAUGGUUCCUCACUCUCUUUACCUCUCUGCCAUGUUGGGACUCCGUGUUGGCUAUCUGGGAUCUUAUCAUGCUUCAUGGGCUGCAGGCAGUUUUUCGCACCGGUCUCACCAUCAUAGCGCUCCUGGAGUCUCGUAUCAUGAACAUGACAGAGGAGGCCACGGUUCUUCCUGUUCUUCUGCGAGUGCCUGUAGACAUCUCCCAGCAUUGUGUCCUGAUCCCAGCGCUCUGGAACACUGAGGUUCAGGAAUGGGAACUCAACUGCAUGAACCGUUUGGUCCUGGAGGAGAUGAGCGGAGGACAAGACACAGAGAAAGUUGAAAAAGAAAAUCUUCAGGGCUGUGAGACUUUGCUCAGUGCUGGAAAAAAAGAUGACAAACCCUUACAAGAAGUUGCCCACAAGACCUCCAAGAAAGAGGCUCCAGGCACUAGGAAUGUUUUUGCACGACUUCUGAAGGUGGCUCAGCACAUUUUGGAAACUGGGAAGAUCGCUACAACCGUCAAGUCUUCUCCUGCCAAGAAGAGCUCCGCCCUCGCCCGUCUCCCCAAAACCAGAACCUCCACUUCCUCCCAUACACAGCCUCGCACCAGGAGAAGCAGCAGUAGGCGUUCCCAGAAUUCCACCGUGGGUGUGGUCAGGAAAAAUCGACUACCUUCGCAAGAUUCAGACGCAUGUGCCAGUGAAGACAGCCCGAGCUCUUCGGUAAUGCGACUAAGGUCAGGACCUGUGGGAAAAGUAGCUCGCAGGAGAAGUCGAGGUCACUCGGGACGGGGAAACUCCCUGGUGUUCAAGAACCAAAGCUUGAGAUCUCAACAACCGUCAGCUGUAACGUGUGUGCAACCAGAAAACAACCAGAAUAAUGAUUGUCAAGAUACUCAAACCAGGUCUGGACAGUGUCCACCUCUGACGGAGGGAAGCCACAUCACAUGUCCUACAACAGCAAAUCAAGUGCGAGAAUCACAACUAAUUUAAGACAACUUGUGAAGCUUCAAGGAACAACAUGUGCGUACCUCCAAACUUCUCAAUGAUCAUGAUCACAACACUUUCGGACUAUUAAAUCAGACCCUGUCUUAAUUAAUAUAAAGCAUCCCGACCAUGGUCUACAAACAUGAUGCACUACAAACACAGCAAUGAAUGUGGGUAUAGAAAUGUAGGAUUUUUUAUGGAUCUUUUGUAAUUAUGUGUAAACUUUUUUUGUAUUUUAUUGUAGCAUUUAAUUAAAGAUAAAUAAGACACUU
Molecule: messenger RNA, 2244 nt
Organism: Misgurnus anguillicaudatus (oriental weatherfish)
Lineage: Eukaryota; Metazoa; Chordata; Actinopteri; Cypriniformes; Cobitidae
Biological process (GO): regulation of GTPase activity
Molecular function (GO): small GTPase binding; GTPase activator activity
Source: RefSeq, a predicted model, not a curated record